Messenger RNA from Cicer arietinum (chickpea), 2170 nucleotides. RefSeq lists its product as uncharacterized. NCBI's taxonomy places the organism in Eukaryota, Viridiplantae, Streptophyta, Magnoliopsida, Fabales, Fabaceae. The record is from RefSeq and is a predicted model, not a curated record.
CAGAGGAUCCAUAACAUUCGAAUGAAAUGCCCAGCCCAACAAGAAGGAACACAACAUUUCUCUCUCUCUCUCUCUCCAAUGGCAACUGCCAUGGCCACUGUAGCAACAUCCACCACCUCACUGUUCACCCCUUUCGUUCCCCUCCGCUCUAACUCCAAAUUCUCACUAUUCUUCCCAACGCUUCACUUUCCCAACUCCAAAUACUCCAUCUUUGUCCUCUCAUGUUCACCUCCGAAGACAAUUCCGGUGACGGAGCAACAAGUUUUGAAAGCAAUUGCCGAUUCAUCAGACCAAAAGAGACUCCCUUGUGUCCGAACAUUCGAAAAUGAUUUGUCUCAACUCACUCUCGUCGGAGCCGUUGAUUUCCGUCAGGCUGUAACGGCUGCUGCCGCUGAUGGCGGUGAAGUUGCCUCUGAACACAUUGACGCCAGUAUGGAUGCCAUGGUUGUUGAAACCGUUUUUCCUGCUUCUUCUAGUGACCAUGGCACUGUAUCUACUCGAUUGUUUUUACCUGCUAGGAAAGUUAAAGAAAAGGCUGCUAAGCUCAGAAAGUCUCUCUCACAAGAUAUGUUUUCCAACACUACAUCUAGGAAUGUACUGGCUAUGACCUUUAGGCAAGUGGUUUUGGAGCAGAUUUGGAACUUUGAUCUCAUUGUCUUUCAACCAGGAGAAGAACGAAAAAUGGAAGAUCUCGAAAACCCGAGAGAGGUUCCUGCGUCUUUCACUCUCAGCUCAUCCGAUGAAUAUCUUAUGUCCGUGCUUGCAGAAGUUGUUUGCAUCUCUGCUCUCCAAAACACUCAAAGGCAAUUUCUUGAUAAAUCACAGGGUGGAAGUAGAAGUGGUUUCUUUCGCUGGUUUCAAAAGCCUGAAAGGAUACAAUCAAAAGAUUCUGCAGUCAUCUUGCACAAAUUAUUUGAAGAUGAAAUAGUGGAAAAUGCAAAAAGUCUAUUGGAUAACUAUCAUUUAAUGAAGGAUGGACUCAAGCCUGUGAAAAUAAAAUCAGGGCCUUUCUGGUGGAAGCCUUCCUGUUAUGAAAAAUUAGAGAAAAUUGGUGGUUCUGAUUUCAGUGCUUGGACAAGUGAGUAUGUACCUGUAUAUCGGUUAGAGGUUGACACCAAGAUAAUGGGAGAUGCAAAAUUUCAGGGCUGGAAGAAAUCUUCAGAUAAUAGGUGGGAAGUUCUUUUGACCCACUCCCAAAUGGUUAGUUUGGCAGAAACGCUAGAUAUGUACUAUGUUGACCCCUAUUCUCUACCUGAUAAGGACUUAUCCUGUGGAGUGGUGGCCGAGUAUGUCAACGUCUCCAGUAGAAAGGGGAGUUAUUUAUCCAAAUUUUUGUCCGUCACCCUUGCAACUGGCAUGUUUCUUGUAGCGAUCAGUGCUCUUGGUCAAUUUUGGCUGCCUCGUUUAAGCAAGGAAAGGAAACACCCUGUAGAACAUAGGUCUCUACCUACAUCUGAAGUCAAUAUUAUGCAUGACAUUCUGGAUGCAACAAAGGUGGAAGAGUUUUGCGUGCCAGCUGUUGCUAAGGUGAAGGAUGCUUUUGGCUGGUCAGAUGAAAUUAAAGUAGAUGGUAUCGGUGCCUGGAUUGGAGAAUUACCGGCAUAUUUGAGAGGUGAUGGUGUUGAUACACUUUCUACUUCUUCAGAGGAUAUAGAUGCAGAUGUCAAAGUGUCAAUGCAGGAUAUUGCUAGUUACCAGGUGGUUUUCUCUAGUGAGGGGAAGAUAGUUGGUUUUCAACCCUUGAGUCGAGUGGCGGUUAAUCAGUGGGCUGAUAAUCCUCUGGCAAGGGAGCUGUAUGGAGGGAAAAAGCUUUCACCGGGUAUCAUUGAACCAGGUCUCAGGGUUCUCCUUCCAGAAAAAGUUAUUGUUGUAGAGUUGCUCAUGUCAGUAAAACCAGAUGUCUAUUUUGCAAUGGCCAGGCCAUAUCAGUGAUCCUUUUCUUGGUAUAUAUAAUAUAUAUUCAACAAGGCUAGAAGUUUGUUUUUUUGGGGGGUGAAACGUUAGAAGAUUGUUGGUCUUUAGUAUAUUGGUUUUAAGAAUAUAUAUGGUAGCUCAUUCUCUUGUAAGGGUAGCACGUCUAAAGCUUGUUCUCAAUUGUUUGUGACGACUCCAAAUUGUAUUGAAUAUUUUAUUGAGUUAGAAAUGCAAUAAUAUUUUUGUAAAAGAAAAA